CACGCAGUCGUCGCAAAGUCACUGUGAGCGAGGUCGACACUCACUGUGAAAGCUUGUAUCAAGAAAUCUUCGUGGAAGAAGUUCGUUAUCUCGUUUAUCUUCCCUCGUUGGACAAAAAAUGGCUCAAAAAAAUAUGAGCGACUCCGAAGAGGAGUCCUUGAGCGAAAAAGUGGCGAUGUUCAACCAGUGUGCGAACGCACAUAAAGACAAGCAGAACAAAAAUCCGUUCACUUCUGGACUGAAUCUCGAGAAACGCACAUUCUCGAAGGAGGAGUAUGGCAGACCAGUAGCUGGCUCCCUCACAGAUAUUCGUGGUCGCAAAGCAGCCGCCCAUAUCCUGAAGGAAGUGGUGGAAUUAUGCGAGAUCAUCUAUCAAGAAGGCACACCGUGUCGGGACCAUCCAGAGAUCACCGCAAUUACUUUUGGUGAUCUCUUCAACAUUUACACACACAUUAAUGAUAAAUGCGUGGGCCUUCUACUGCGAGCCAGGAAGCAGAAGUUUCUUGACUUCGAGGGAGAAUGCCUUUUCCAGAGGCGAGACGACGACGUGCCAAUAUACCUGGUGAAACCCAUAGCAGAGAUCAGGCAGACGUACAAACAACGAUUGCAGGAGAUAGCCAAAGAAACGCCAAUAAGCUAACAAUCGCUCUCGAUCCUCGUCUCUUCCAUUGUCCAAAACAUCGUUGACGCUCGAUUACUCCAUCGCCUCUGUUAUCCUGUAUUUAUUUAUCGUAGAGUUGACGCGAAUGACUACUAUGCAUAGUCUAUAAUUUCUGUUUGGGACCGAGAAUGCGUAUGUGGAAUGAGUGGGUGUGAGUUUGUGAAUAUACUAAAGUAGAUCGUUAUGAGGAGAGGAAUACGUAAAAUGUGAUAUUCUAUAGGACGUUAGAAAUAAAAGUUUUUAUAAAAUUCCGUGCGAUUUUCCAUAUAGCAUUAAAUCUUCAUGCAAUCACAUUAUGAAGAGAGAAUUCUUGAAAAUGUAACUCGAAUCUUCUUAGGCCCUGUAACAAUGGAGCUGUCGAUUAUUUAAGGUGAUUCUUUCCCAACUGUACUCGUCAAAACAAAACUCAAAGAAAGUAUUAAUAACGAUAUAUUUUCUGUAAUAAAAUUCUUAAAUUAUUA
Molecule: messenger RNA, 1122 nt
Organism: Hylaeus volcanicus
Lineage: Eukaryota; Metazoa; Arthropoda; Insecta; Hymenoptera; Colletidae
Product: actin-binding Rho-activating protein-like
Exons: 4
Coding region: 119-640 (173 amino acids)
Biological process (GO): positive regulation of Rho protein signal transduction
Molecular function (GO): actin binding
Source: RefSeq, a predicted model, not a curated record